ACAGCUUGUUGGUCGGAAGCACACAACCUGCUACUGGCAAAGCAUCCAAUAUCGGACAAGACUUCGCUCUCCGAAAUUGAUGAUUGAACCGAUUUGUACCUGAGAAGAAAGCAUUUGUAACGUUGCGUCAACCGGGUUAACAAGUCCAUGGCGGCCGCGUUAAGUGUCGCGUUAUGGAGAGUUUACCCCUUACUAACGUUAACUAGACUAAUUCAGCCUGAAGCCAUUACUGUAUAGUGAACUUUUCCAAGCUAUAUCGUACCUUACUGCUCUGUAAAACGGCUUACUGCUCUGUAAAACGGCUGUAAGUGAAAUGACAGUGCUAAUUUACCUCUUGUACUAAUCUAUAAAAUAAUAGGAGUAAUCGGUGACCCAGAGCAGAGCGCUGGUGGGCGAAAGCAACGUUCUAAACACAGAACAUAUAGCGCUAGCAAAGCAACGAUGGGCAUGGCGAGCUGAUCGAUGCCCGACAGAUCCAUUAUAUAAUAACUAAACGGGUGCUCGUGUAUUACUAUUGUACCAUAUAUUGUACGCUUAGUUAGCUGCUUCUGAGUUAACAUACAUGUCCGAUAAUGGGUCUAUUAGCAUUAUGUAUGGUGAGGCGUGGAUUUACCCUUCUAUUAGCUUCAACUAUGGUACCGCUUCAGCAGGACAAACACACCUUUAAACACUUGCUUUGCUUGCUAGCUAAAUGGCUACCAAUGCCAGUCUGAAAGGUAUGUUGUUCACAAUGCUAGUUAACUCUAAUCUAGUUGCUCUAGCAUCCGCUAGCUAGAUGUGCCAUAUGGUUGAGCUGUAAGCAUCGAUUAGUGUGGUCUGAUCGCAGUGGAUUAACUAACGUCUGUUGCCAUCAGCAACUGUCAAAACAUUGUAGUAGCGUUAGUCUAAAUUACAUUACCUGUGAACCUUUGUGCAUAACAUAGCGUGGACUCAAGCUAUUAAACGUGAAGCACCGUGUUUAGUAUGUCCAUUGUAAUGAGUUACAAGUCAUCACUACCAGUGCGUUAUACAAAGUUAACACAGUACACGGUAGCCAGCAUACAGCUACACAUUAGCCUCAUAGAUCCUCAUUUAGACAUGGAUCAUGAGGCUUAAAGCCUCGUUAGUUUUCUUUCCCCGUAGAGACCUCUUACAGUACAAUAUUAAAUUAAUAAAACAUUUACAUAUUCUCUGUUAAGCCUGUAUGUUUGACACAAAAAGCGUGUCAUGUGUGAUAUUACAUUUAUCAUAAUCAUUAAUCCAAUCUUACACCUGUACUAACUCCACUGUUCACUAUUGUUUAUUAAGUAAACAAUAAUUCGUUUCUCUACUGAUAAAGCUGUGUUGUAUGAAUAGGAGCCUGCAGUCAGAGCUUGACAUACAGAAGCAGAAGUGAAGGAACUGCCCAUCAAUGGGCAACCCCACCCCUACAGUUGAUGUACUGUGAGUAAGAAGUGAGUGGACCAGAAAUACUAUAGCCUAUUGCCAUGGAGGACACUCAGCCCAAACCUGCCACUCCGGAACCCACCCGGACCCCGAGUCCAGCACCAAGUCCAGCCCGUAGUCCAGCCCGUAGUCCAGCCCGUAGUCCAACACCGACGCCAGUAUCCCUGCCAACAACCGGCCCACUACUGGACUUAAUUUCUUUGCCUGCAACAAACAAUGUGGAGCACCUAAAUGUGAACCAGAUCCAAGUGGUGGUACGACGUUGUUCUAGUCCAAAUGUCACGGAGGAGACCACCUUUUUUAUCCCACGAAACCCUGCAGUGGAUGCUGCAACAAACACUGACCCGCCCGUGGUCUGCUGCCCCUUGCUCGCUAGAUUUUGCCCAUGUCCCCCAAGAGGACUCCUGGCCUCUCUCGUUACUAAAGUCCUUCUGGCAGGUGUGCUCUUUGGAGUGGUGUGGUCUAUCACCGAGGAUGAGUGUCUUCCAGGGGGAAACCUGUUCGGAAUCACAAUCCUCUUCAUCUGCGCAGUCAUUGGUGGCAAAGUGGUGGCUCUCAUCCGUCUGCCCAAACUUCCGCCAUUCCCACCGCUCCUUGGUAUGCUGCUGAUGGGUUUUUUGCUGAGAAACAUCCCAGUUAUAACAGACGGGGUGUACAUUGACUACAGGUGGUCUGCAUCACUGAGGAACAUCGCUCUGGCUGUCAUUCUGGCCAGAGCUGGUCUGGGUCUGGAUCCCAUGGCUCUGAGGAAACUGAAAGCGGUGUGUUUACGUCUGGCAGCUGGGCCCUGCAUUAUAGAGGCUUGCACCACAGCGCUGAUCUCCCAUUUCCUCAUGGGCCUGCCCUGGGUUUGGGGCUUCAUCCUCGGCUUUGUCCUGGGCGCUGUGUCUCCAGCAGUUGUGGUUCCCUCCAUGCUGCUGCUGCAGAAGGACGGUUACGGCAUGGAGCAGGGCAUCCCCACCCUGCUGAUGGCUGCCGGCAGUUUUGAUGACAUUCUCGCAAUCACAGGGUUCACCACAUGUCUGAGCGUGGCCUUCGCAACAGGCUCCACUUGGUUCAACAUCCUGCGAGGAGUGCUAGAAGUGGGCGGUGGGAUGGUUGCUGGGAUUCUUCUUGGCUUCCUCAUCCAGUACUUUCCCAGUGUGGACCAGAAACACGUAGUAAUGAAGCGAUCCUUCCUGGUGCUGGGUCUGUCCGUCUUUGCCGUGUUUGGCAGCGGUGUGGCAGGGUUUCCGGGCUCUGGAGGCCUCUGCACACUGGUGUUGGCCUUCCUGGCUGGCCUCGGCUGGGGGUCAGAAAAGGCACGUGUGGAGGAAGUGGUGGACUGGGCAUGGGACGUGUUCCAGCCUCUUCUCUUUGGACUGAUUGGAGCAGAAAUUCGUAUCACUGAGUUGGAGGCCUACACAGUUGGUCUGGGUAUAGCCUCUCUGCUCAUUGCCCUGCUAGUUCGAAUACUGUUCACCUUUGUCUGUGUGCUGUGUGCGGGCUUCAACAUGAAGGAAAAAGUGUUCAUUGCCCUCGCAUGGAUGCCCAAAGCCACAGUGCAGGCGGCCAUAGGCUCCACAGCUUUGGACAUGGCCCGGUCGAAGGACGACAAGCUGCUGCAGAAGUACGGCAUGGAUGUGCUGACUGUGGCUGUGCUGGGCAUCCUGCUCACUGCCCCUGUAGGAGCUCUGAUCAUAGGGCUCACUGGACCUCGCCUGCUGCAGAAACCAAAGAACUCUGCCUGUGGUGAGCGAGUCAAACCCAAUGUAUCAGCCUUUUUCUUAGCAGGAGGUGAAGAUGAAAAUGAAUCUCCUGUCACCUAUGAAAGCACACUCUGACAUCACCUGUGUUCAUCCAGUAAGCAGGGACAUUUAAGGAGACUUCCUUGGUGCUGCUUUCACACCUCGGAUAUUUGAGCUUUCCUUUAGCCACCGAGUGGCUCUCUUUUGUCUCUCCAUCUGCCGGUCAGCUCCUGAUGUUUGCCGUGCUGCAGGAACACAUGAAUCACUCUGUAUUUAUAGCCUCUGGUGGUUUCCAGGCCUCGGGCUCAAAACAAAUGACCCACAUCCAAGCGUGUGCACAGUAAUGCUGUAUGAGACUCUGUAAGAGGUGGUUCUGUUUCUGGUCCCCAAUUCACUUUUAAUCAGAUAUAUAUUAGUGUGAGGCAAUGGUUUACAUUUUUGUAAAAGCGGAUAUUAUUUUCUGCCUAUCAUGUUCAAUAAAUCCACUUUUUUCCAUUUGUAUGACUGUAAUGACAUAUCAGUUAACUUGUCACUGUGUUUGGACUUGAACAGGUGGAAAUGCUGUAUUUAAUUAGAAGCCAUUUUCUUUUGAGCGCUACAUAAUUCAAUGCACUGAUGGUAGUAAUAUUGUAUUGUUUUAAAUUACCACAGUCUGUAGGUGUUGUGCUCACAGUACAACAUUCUUAAAGCUAUGUGUUUGUUUUAUUUUUGCGUAUGUUUGAAAGAAUUUGUAUUAGCCGUGUAUUGGUGAUGAGACGGAUUUUGUGUAGUUGACAUACUCAGGAGAAAAAUCUCAAUAAUUCACAACACUUUCCUACGGUUUAAACAAAAUGCUGCAAAACACCCAUCCUCUGCUACAUUUCGCUAUGUUGGUUUCCAUUUUCACAGAUACUCAACCAUUUCCAUACUCAAAACGUUCAUGUAAACCAUACCUUUGAUUGUAA
Notothenia coriiceps (black rockcod) is the source of this 4096-nucleotide messenger RNA. Its product is annotated as mitochondrial sodium/hydrogen exchanger 9B2. The record is from RefSeq and is a predicted model, not a curated record. Bases 1467 to 3248 code for a protein of 593 amino acids. Lineage: Eukaryota; Metazoa; Chordata; Actinopteri; Perciformes; Nototheniidae. The transcript is spliced from 12 exons. Gene Ontology annotation, biological process: proton transmembrane transport. Gene Ontology annotation, molecular function: antiporter activity. Gene Ontology annotation, cellular component: membrane.